This is a messenger RNA of Microbotryum saponariae, 1846 nucleotides long. NCBI's taxonomy places the organism in Eukaryota, Fungi, Basidiomycota, Microbotryomycetes, Microbotryales, Microbotryaceae. The record is from the annotation of a GenBank genome assembly.
AUGAUCGCCCGAAGAGCAUCUCGUCUUCUGCGACCAACCAUUACGACCGCACGUGUCGCAACUCGUCAACUGCUCGCGCAGGAACAGCUAUCCCUCCUCCCUCGUGUAUCCUCGGCAGUUGUACCACCUCGAUCGUGGCGCAGCUUCGCAUCCACCUCGAUGAACCAGGCUGCAGUCAGCAAGCCAUUCCUCUUGGCGGAUAUCGGAGAAGGCAUCACCGAGGUCGAAAUUGUCAAAUGGUCAGUUCCUUAGUUCUUCGUUAGAGUCGCUGACUUGCUGUGCCCCACAUCCCGCUUGCCGCUUGGGACGAAACACUCACCAUGUCUUUCUUAUUUCAUAUACAGGCUGAUUGAAGACGGACAACAGAUUGAAAUGUUUGACCCUAUCGUCGAAGUCAUGUCAGUUCUGCCCCAGGUUCAGCCUACCUCUUCCGAAAGGACAAACACUGAAAACUUUGACCGCCCUCAUCCUGCAUAGGUCUGACAAGGCGACCGUCGAAAUCACCUCCCCUUACUCAGGUCGAGUCAAAGCCCUAAAUGGAGCCGUAGGCGAUGUCAUCCGCGUCGGCAAGACGCUGUGCGAGGUCGAGAUGGAAGCCGAGGAGGGCGAAAAGGUCGAAACACCGUCGGCACCUACUGUCGAUUCCCCCAACGCCGCACACCCAUCCAACGCGGUGCCGGAAAAAGCUUCUUUUGCUUCUUCGGCUUCAAAGACUGAGCCCUCGACGUCGACGACGGAACUUAUCGAUCGGGAAGUAUGGGCGACGCCGGCAACUCGACGGAUAGCUCGCGAGCACUCGGUCAACCUCAACCGGGUACCGGGGACAGGCAAGGACGGGCGGGUGACCAAGACGGAUGUGCUCGACUUUAUCGCCCAAGGCGCAGGCGCACCUUCUGCAGCGUCUCCGUCAUCUCCCGUUGCAUCCACUUCUUCGGCCGCCCCUACACCACCUGCCCAAUCUUCCUCGAGCGCAACGGGAUCAACAGCAGCGACCACGACUGUGGCUCUGACGGGCGUACGGAAAGCCAUGUUCAAGGCCAUGACCGCAUCCCUGUCGAUUCCUCACUUCUCCUACUCGGAGACGCUCGACGUCACCCUCCUCGAGCGCCUGCGCAUCUCCCUCAACUCCCACAUCCCCCUGACGCACCGAGCAACUCUAACACCAGCGGAGGAAGCUCAACUCUCCGCCAUCCAAACCUUUUCGCCUUCGACAACACGGCUUCCCGAAGCAGAACGCAUCCAAAAACUCACCCUCUUGCCGCUGUUGAUCAAGUGCCUCUCCCAAGCGCUCUACGACCACCCUCUGUUCCUCUCUCUUCUCGCCCCGACGCACGAUGCUCUGAUUCUCCGUAAAUCGCACGACAUCUCGAUCGCCCUUUCUGCCCCUUCAGGAGGCGGACUAUACACGCCUCUACUCCCCAAUGUCGACUCCAGCUCGCCUUACGACCUCGCUUCCCAAAUCACCCUCUUGCAAAAAACGGUCCCUCGAUUCCCUCCCAAGCAUUCUGGGACGGGGAGCAUCACUCUUUCCAACGUCGGUGUUGUGGGUGGGACGACGACGCACCCCAUCAUUCCUCCGACGGGUCAACUCGCCAUCGGAGCGAUGGGGAGGAUUCGCGUCGAGCCGAGGUACACGAAAGGAUCCCUCGGCGAAGCCAAGAAGAUCGCUCAAGGCUUGUUGGACGAAUCCGAGGUCGAGUUGUUGCGAGUCGAACCGAGGAUGUUGAUGGACGUUACGUUCUCGGCCGAUCAUCGCGUUGUUGAAGGCGUCGAGCUCGCCAAAUUGGUCGAGAGUUGGAAGAGGAUCGUCGAGGAACCCGGGCGGAUGAGUGGGUUGGGUCGAUAG